AUGAUUAAGACUAACUUUCAAUAACAUCCUAGUAAGGUAAUACUUUUAUUUAUGUUUUUAGAUUUAAGUCUUAGUUAGAACUUAAAGUUAGUUACCCAUAAACCUUUCAUAAUAACUUUAAUAACAAAAGUUAGAAUACGUUUAGUAAUAAAAAAUUGCAAAAUAACCUGUAAGAUAAACUCUCCAAUAUCAGAUGAAUCCUCAUAUUAAUUAAUUAUAAUUCAAAUAGAGUGAGUUAGUGUAACCAACACAAUUAGGAUAAUACAUACCUUAUUACCCUAAUGUAUAAAGUAUAUAAAGAUCCCAAGUUGUUUAAAAGAUCAUAAAUUAUCAAGAUGAUGAUAUGAUUCAACCAAACAAAGAUAAUUUAAAAUAAACAGUAAAAUAUGAUUUAAAUGUAAAUUUAUAAUUCGAAAUAAAACCUUUAUACAAAAAGGUCAAACUAUUCCCUAACAUAGCAUAAUACUUACCUGGAAUUGUAAGUAUAAAAGCAUAAGAUAAAAUUAUUACUCAAAAUUCUGAAAAUUAAAGGGUUGGAGUAGAUUUGGUAUUUAUUUUUUAAUUUAUGUUUAGAUUUGUUUGAUUGAUAUUAGUGGAAGUAUGGAUGGAGUUAAAAUUCAAAUGGUUAAAUAAUCUUUAAUUGUUUUACUUUAAUUUCUUGGUGAUAACGAUAGACUACAAUUGAUAGCGUUUAAUGAUUAUGCCCAUAGAUUAUCACCAUUAAAGAGAGUAACAAAACAGAAUAAAAUCUAUUUUACUUAAGUUAUUCAAUAAAUUUAGAUAGAUGGAGGUACUUGUAUUUCAGAAGCUACUAAUUUGGCAUUUUGCUAAUUAAAAAAUAGAAAAUAUUUAAAUAAUGUGACAUCUAUUUUCUUACUUUCUGAUGGUAUUGAUUAUACUUUUCCAGAAAUUAAGGAACAAAUAAAGACAGUCAAUUAAGUAUUUACUCUACAUACAUUUGGUUUUGGAUAAGAUCAUGAUGCUUCUAUGAUGACUUAAAUUUGUAAUUUAAAAAGUGGAAGUUUCUACUUUGUUUAGGAUGUAACAUUAUUGGAUGAAUUCUUUGCAGAUGCUUUGGGAGGACUUAUUUCAGUUGUUGGUGAAUAAUUAGAAAUAACUAUUACUUCUUAAGCACCUCCUCCCUAUUAAAACAUUUAAAUAUCUAAAACUUAUGGUAAUAUGUGGCAAAAGAAAGGAAAUCAAUAUUAUAUUACACAACCUUAAUUUUCUUCAGGAUCCAGAAAAGAUUAUGUUUUUGAACUGGCUCUUCCUAAAUUUUCAGGUAGAGUUUAAGACUUUUCAAGAUCUAUUGGGGUUUUAUUUGCUGAAUUAAAAAUUUAAGAUCCUACUAAUAGAUCUAUUAUAACAAAAAGAGCAAGCCUUGACUUAAACUUUUUUAAUUUUGACGAAUAAAUCAACGAAAAUAUUUAUCCUGAUAUUGAUGUUUAUGCAUAGUAUAUCAGAGUUAAAGGAACAGAAGUAAUUGAUGAAGCAGGAAAAGCUUGUGAAUAAAAUAAGAAUGAGGAUGCCUGUAAAUUAAUUGAUAGUAUGUUGAUACAAAUUUAACAGAAUCCAAAUGUUGCUGCUUAAUGUACUGGAAUUAUUUAAGAUUUGCAAUAAGCAAAAUAAGCAUCUACAAGAACAUCAUAUGAUUUAUUUGGCCAGAAACUAAUGUGUCAAAUGGUCAGUAAUAAUUAUCAAUAGGGAGGAGUCAAUUCUAUGUUUUCUACCUAAGGAAUUUAAUUAUAAUAAAAUUAGCCAGCUGCAUACUAGAAUAUUUAAUAAUAAUAAAUGAUGGUUUAAGUGCAAAAAUAAAAACCUAAUUGCAGGCAAUAUUGA
Messenger RNA from Paramecium pentaurelia, 1839 nucleotides. NCBI's taxonomy places the organism in Eukaryota, Ciliophora, Oligohymenophorea, Peniculida, Parameciidae. The record is from the annotation of a GenBank genome assembly.